AUGCUACCAGAAUUGAAUGUUUCAACGGAACCCGCUGAUAUUACAUCUGACACUAAUGAAACAUCUUCGACAAUGUUACCCGAGUUGAAUGUUUCAACUGAACCUGCUAACGUUACUGUUGAUACUAACGAAACGUCUUCGACAAUGUUACCAGAAUUAAAUGUUUCAACGGAACCCGCUAACGUUACAGCUGAUACUAAUGAAACGUCUUCGACAUUGUUACCGGAAUUGAAUGUUUCAACAGAACCUGCUAACGUUACUUUUGAUACUAAUGAAACGUCAUCGACAAUGUUACCAGAAUUGAAUGUUUCGACAGAACCUGCUAAUGUUACUUCUGAUAUUAAUGAAACAUCUUCGACAAUGUUACCCGAGUUAAAUGUUUCAACAGAGCCUGCUAACAUUACAGCGGAUACUAAUGAAACAUCUUCGACAUUGUUACCCGAGUUGAAUAUUUCAACAGAACCUACUAAUGUUACCGCUAAUACUAAUGAAACAUUUUCCACAAUGCUACCAGAAUUGAAUGUUUCAACGGAACCUGCUAACAUAACAUCUGAUACAAAUGAAACAUCUUCGACAAUGUUACCGGAAUUGAAUGUUUCAACAGAACUUUCAAACGUUACCGCUGAUAUUAACGGGACGUCUUCGACAAUGCUACCAGAAUUGACUGUUUCAACGGAACCUGCUAACAUUACAGCUGAUAGUAAGGAAACUUCUUCGACAAUGUUACCCGAGUUGAAUGUUUCAACAGAACCCGCUAAUGUUACUGCUGAUAUUAAUGAAACAUAUUCGACAAUGUUACCCGAGUUAAAUGUGUCAAAUAAACCUGCUAACGUUACUGUUGAUACUAAUGAAACGUCUUUGACAAUGUUACCAGAAUUAAAUGUUUCAACGGAACCCGCUAAUGUUACUGCUGAUAUUAAUGAAACGUCUUCGACAAUGUUACCGGAAUUGAACGUUUCGACAGAACCUGCUAAUGUUACUGCUGAUAUUAAUGAAACAUCUUCGACAAUGUUACCCGAAUUAAAUGUUUCAACAGAGCCUGCUAACAUUACAGCGGCUACUAAUGAAACAUCUUCGACAUUGUUACCCGAGUUGAAUAUUUCAACAGAACCUACUAAUGUUACCGCUGAUACUAAUGAAACAUCUUCGACAAUGCUACCAGAAUUGAAUGUUUCAACGGAACCUGCUAACAUAACAUCUGAUACAAAUGAAACAUCUUCGACAAUGUUACCGGAAUUAAGUGUUUCAACAGAACUUUUAAACGUUACCGCUGAUAUUAACGGGACGUCUUCGACAAUGCUACCAGAAUUGACU
Molecule: messenger RNA, 1314 nt
Organism: Hylaeus volcanicus
Lineage: Eukaryota; Metazoa; Arthropoda; Insecta; Hymenoptera; Colletidae
Exons: 1
Source: RefSeq, a predicted model, not a curated record